Messenger RNA from Mucor mucedo, 948 nucleotides. RefSeq lists its product as uncharacterized. Gene Ontology annotation, molecular function: RNA binding. The record is from RefSeq and is a predicted model, not a curated record. The coding region runs from base 101 to 787 and encodes 228 amino acids. The transcript is spliced from 3 exons. Gene Ontology annotation, biological process: CUT catabolic process; nuclear polyadenylation-dependent rRNA catabolic process; exonucleolytic trimming to generate mature 3'-end of 5.8S rRNA from tricistronic rRNA transcript (SSU-rRNA, 5.8S rRNA, LSU-rRNA). NCBI's taxonomy places the organism in Eukaryota, Fungi, Mucoromycota, Mucoromycetes, Mucorales, Mucoraceae. Gene Ontology annotation, cellular component: nuclear exosome (RNase complex); cytoplasmic exosome (RNase complex).
AAAAAAAGAAGGGAAAAGGCAGUCCGAUAUAACAACCAUAAUCCACAAAAAAAAUUUCUUUUUCUCUCUCUCUCUCUUUUAGUUUAAGAAAGAAUAUAUAAUGGAAGUCGAUCAACGUAUUGUAUUGCCCGGCGAUGCCAUCGAUGUAGAUACCGAAUCCACAGUGGUUUUAGGCCCUGGUUUAAGACAAGAAGGUGAAGAUGUGGUUGCUACAAAGGCUGGUAUUUUACGUCAUUUAGAAGCCGGUAAUCGAUGGUGGAUUGAGAGCAAUCAAAAGAGAUACAUUGCAGCUACUGGAGAAUCAGUUAUCGGUACUGUCACAGCGAAAAUGGCAGAAUACUUUCGCGUUGAUAUUGGAACAGCACAUUCUGCUGUUUUACCUUUAUUGUCCUUUGAAGGUGCCACAAAACGUAAUAGACCCAAUUUGCCUUUGCAUGCGCUUGUGUAUUGUAGAGUAGCCAUGGCAAAUCCCGACAUGGAAGCGGAACUUGAGUGUGUUAAUCCCAAAACUAGUAAAGCUGAUGGUUUCGGUGAACUUGUAGGUGGAUAUGUGUUUAAAUGUUCCCUUGGACUUUGUAGAAGAUUAUUGAACCCCAAUACACCUAUUUUAGCAUUGUUAGGUCAACACUUUCCUUUCGAAACAGCAGUUGGCAUGAAUGGUCGUGUUUGGGUUAACUCAGAAGAAGUUAAAAAUACAAUUUUGAUUUCGAAUGCUAUUCAAAACUCUGAAUAUCUUAGUGCUGAUGAGUGUAAGCAAAUGGUUGAAGGUCUUAUUAACAAGUUAUAAAAGGUUUUAUAUAUCCCCCCUCCGGUUAUUUGUUUAAAUCUUCUCUUGUAAUGUAUAUAUAUAUUUUUUUUUUAAAAAAAAAAGCUGUCAUUUUUCAAUUUUGGAGCCCAAUGACAAAUCUUCACUCAAUUUGAUUGAUUGGUGGAGUGUCAAUUAUCGCU